CAGAAGCUGCUGGCCGGGGGUCUGCGCAGAGUCCAGCGAGGGCGCGGGCGGUGAGGGGGCGCUGCCGUGUGCAGCAGGCGGCCCUGCGCGGGGAAAGUCGGCCGCGGGGACGUGCUCCUGGACGCCGCCAGUCUCAACAAUGAACGACCGGGACACGGAGGUGCUGCCCUUGCCGCCGCGGUACCGAUUCCGUGACCUGCUUCUGGGCGACCAGCCUUUCCCGAACGACGAUAGGGUCCAGGUGGAAUUCUACGUCAAUGAGAACACCUGCAAAGAGCGGCUGAAGCUGUUCUUCAUCAAAAACCAAAGAUCCAGCCUGAGGAUCCGGCUGUUCAACUUCUCCCUCAAGCUCCUCACCUGCCUGCUGUAUAUCGUCCGUGUCCUGCUCGACAACCCAGACCAGGGCAUCGGAUGCUGGGGCUGCACGAAGUAUAACUACACUUUCAAUGGCUCAUCCUCCGAGUUCCACUGGGCACCCAUCCUGUGGGUGGAGAGGAAGAUGGCUCUGUGGGUGAUCCAGGUCAUUGUGGCCACAAUAAGCUUCUUAGAGACAUGGCUCCUCAUUUACCUCAGCUACAAAGGCAACAUCUGGGAGCAGAUCUUCCACGUUUCUUUCGUCCUGGAGAUGAUCAACACGCUGCCCUUCAUCAUCACGGUCUUCUGGCCACCUCUUCGGAACCUGUUCAUCCCCGUGUUUCUCAACUGCUGGCUGGCCAAGCACGCGCUGGAGAACAUGAUCAACGACUUCCACCGUGCCAUCCUGCGCACACAGUCAGCCAUGUUCAACCAGGUGCUCAUCCUCUUCUGUACCCUGCUGUGCCUCGUCUUCACGGGGACCUGUGGGAUCCAGCACCUGGAGCGGGCAGGUGGGAACUUGAACCUGCGGACCUCCUUCUACUUCUGCAUUGUCACUUUCUCAACUGUGGGCUUUGGUGAUGUGACACCCAAGAUCUGGCCCUCCCAGCUCCUGGUGGUCAUCCUGAUCUGUGUGACCCUUGUGGUGCUCCCACUGCAGUUUGAAGAGCUUGUCUACCUCUGGAUGGAGAGACAGAAGUCAGGGGGUAACUACAGCCGCCACCGAGCACAGACAGAAAAGCAUGUGGUCCUGUGCGUGAGCUCCCUCAAGAUUGACCUCCUCAUGGAUUUCCUGAAUGAGUUCUAUGCCCACCCCCGGCUCCAGGACUACUACGUGGUCAUCCUGUGUCCCUCCGAAAUGGAUGUCCAGGUGCGCAGGGUACUGCAGAUUCCCCUGUGGUCCCAGCGAGUCAUCUACCUCCAGGGCUCUGCCCUCAAGGACCAGGACCUCAUGCGAGCCAAAAUGGACAACGGCGAGGCCUGCUUUAUCCUCAGCAGCAGGAAUGAGGUGGACCGUACUGCUGCGGAUCACCAGACCAUCCUUCGAGCCUGGGCUGUGAAGGACUUUGCCCCCAACUGUCCCCUCUACGUCCAGAUUCUCAAGCCCGAAAACAAGUUUCACGUCAAAUUUGCUGACCACGUGGUAUGCGAGGAGGAAUGCAAGUACGCCAUGCUGGCCCUGAACUGCAUCUGCCCGGCCACCUCCACCCUCAUCACCCUGCUGGUGCACACAUCCCGUGGCCAGGAAGGACAGGAGUCUCCAGAGCAGUGGCAGCGCAUGUAUGGGCGCUGCUCGGGCAACGAAGUGUACCACAUUCGCAUGGGUGACAGCAAAUUCUUCCGGGAGUAUGAGGGCAAGAGCUUCACCUACGCAGCCUUCCACGCACACAAGAAGUAUGGUGUGUGCCUCAUUGGGCUGAAGCGUGAGGAGAACAAGAGCAUCCUGCUGAACCCGGGGCCACGGCACAUCCUGGCGGCCUCUGACACCUGCUUCUACAUCAACAUCACCAAGGAGGAGAACUCAGCCUUCAUCUUCAAGCAGGAGGAGAAGCAGAAGAGGCGAGGUCUUGCAGGGCAGGCGCUGUACGAGGGACCAUCCCGGCUGCCAGUGCACAGCAUCAUUGCCUCUAUGGGGACAGUGGCCAUGGACCUGCAGAACACGGAUUGCCGGCCCUCCCAGGGUGGGAGUGGUGGGGGCGGCGGCGGCGGCGGCGGCGGCGGCAAGCUGGCUCUGCCCACGGAGAAUGGCUCUGGCAGUCGGCGCCCCAGCAUCGCCCCCGUUCUGGAGGUGGCAGAUGGCUCAGCCCUGUUGCCCUGCGACCUGCUGAGUGACCAGUCAGAGGAUGAGGUGACGCCCUCGGACGACGAGGGGCUCUCUGUGGUUGAGUAUGUGAAGGGCUACCCCCCCAACUCGCCCUACAUUGGCAGCUCCCCGACCUUAUGCCACCUCCUGCCUGUGAAAGCUCCCUUCUGCUGCCUGAGGCUGGACAAGGGCUGCAAACACAACAGCUACGAAGAUGCCAAGGCCUACGGGUUCAAGAACAAGCUGAUCAUCGUCUCCGCUGAGACGGCAGGCAACGGGCUCUACAACUUCAUCGUGCCUCUGCGCGCCUACUACCGGUCCCGCCGGGAGCUCAACCCCAUCGUGCUGCUGCUUGACAACAAGCCUGACCACCACUUCCUGGAGGCCAUCUGCUGCUUCCCCAUGGUCUACUACAUGGAGGGCUCUGUGGACAACCUGGACAGCCUGUUGCAGUGUGGCAUCAUCUAUGCUGACAACCUGGUGGUGGUGGACAAGGAGAGCACCAUGAGUGCUGAAGAGGACUACAUGGCAGAUGCCAAGACCAUUGUCAAUGUGCAGACCAUGUUUCGGCUCUUCCCCAGCCUCAGCAUCACCACAGAGCUCACCCACCCUUCCAACAUGCGGUUCAUGCAGUUCCGUGCCAAGGACAGCUACUCGCUGGCUCUUUCCAAACUGGAAAAGCGAGAACGAGAAAAUGGCUCCAACCUGGCCUUCAUGUUCCGCCUCCCAUUUGCUGCUGGCCGAGUGUUUAGCAUCAGCAUGUUGGAUACGCUUCUCUACCAGUCCUUCGUGAAGGACUACAUGAUCACCAUCACCAGGCUGCUGUUGGGCCUUGACACGACGCCAGGCUCCGGCUACCUCUGUGCCAUGAAGGUAACUGAGGCUGACCUGUGGAUCCGUACGUAUGGCCGCCUCUUCCAGAAACUCUGCUCCUCCAGUGCAGAGAUCCCCAUCGGCAUCUACAGGACCGAGUGCCACGUCUUCUCCUCUGAGCCCCAUGACCUCAGAGCCCAGUCCCAGAUCUCGGUGAACAUGGAGGACUGCGAGGACACUCGGGAGGCCAAGGGGUCCUGGGGCACACGGGCUGCCUCUGGCAGUGGCAGCACCCAUGGCCGCCACGGGGGCAGUGCUGACCCAGCAGAGCACCCACUACUGCGCCGCAAGAGCCUGCAGUGGGCCCGCAAGCUGAGUCGGAAGAGCAGCAAGCAGGCGGGCAAGGCACCUGCAGCCACAGAGUGGAUCACCCAACAGCGGCUCAGCCUCUACCGACGCUCGGAGCGCCAGGAGCUCUCAGAGCUGGUCAAGAACCGGAUGAAACACCUGGGGCUGCCCACCACUGGCUAUGAGGAUGUAGCAAAUUUAACAGCCAGUGAUGUGAUGAAUCGGGUAAACCUGGGAUAUUUGCAAGACGAGAUGAAUGACCAUCACCAGAACACUCUUUCCUACGUACUCAUCAAUCCCCCACCAGACACAAGGCUGGAGCCCAACGACAUUGUGUACCUCAUCCGCUCCGAUCCCCUGGCCCACGUGGGCAGCAGCUCCCAGAGUCGGAAGAGCAGCUGCAGCAACAAGCUCUCAUCCUGUAAUCCUGCGACCCGGGAUGAGACACAGCUCUGAGCAGCCGAGAAGCCCAGGCUGGGACCGAUAGGCAGACACAGAAGAUCACAGAGGGGGAUUGUCACACGCUGGCAUGGCCCAAGCAGGCCGCACCACGACUAUACAGUGGCUCUAAGAUUUGCCUCGGAAAGGAAAUCCUCUCAGUGGGGCCAGUCAUGAGACCACUGGACCACCUGGAAGCUGGCAGGAGGCACUUUUUAAACCUAUUUUUACAAAUAUGUAUGAUUUGCAUCUCUCUGCAUAGCUGUACCACAACUCGUGACUUGGGUCUGGCCAAGUGUGAGGCUGGCAAGCAGAGAAGCGACAGAGCAGGGACUGGACACUGCCCUGGGUUCCACUGUCUUACAUGGCUUCACUCAGUAAUUUCUGAAGGGGCGCUGGGGUGUGUGGGAGAAGCAAAGACCUAGAACUGGGGAGUCCCCCUGCAUGGAGGCCAUCUGUGUUCUCUAGCCAUCCAACGCCUGUUCUGAUCAGAGCUUCUGCAUGGCUCUGAGACGGCACCAGGGCCUAUGAGCUGCCUCUCCCCAGAACCAGGCAAGGGGCCAACCAGUGAAGGCACCAUGCCCUUUAAGAGGAGAACAGAGGAGGGGCUUGUCAGGAGGCCUCAUCCUGAGCCUGAGCUCUGCAGCCCCCUGCAUGGAGUGGGGCAGGGGCCACCAGUGUAUCCUCAAGGAGUCCUGCAGUCAGCUAUGGCUAUGGAGGGAGUCCUAUGGUCAUGGCUAUGGAGCCCUGCGGCCAUGGCUAUGGAGCCCUGUGACUGUGGCUAUGGAGCCCUGCGGCUGUGGCUAUGGAGGGAGUUCUGUGGCCGUGGCUACGGAGGGAGUCCUGUGGCCGUGGCUACGGAGGGAGUCCUGUGGCCGUGGCUGUGGAGGCUGAAUGAUGUUUCCAGCUAUCACACUUGAGUUUCCCCAGCCGUGGCGUUUGGGGACACAGGACUGGUAAACGAUGCAUCUCCAUGGACCAUUUCACACACUCAAAGCAAAGUCUUGUCUCUAAACACCUGAUCUGAGAAGCACAAUUAGCUCUGGGCUCUGGCCAUGCCUCAAGGCUCCAGGGACUGCUCCAGGCAGCUGACUUCAUUCUUGUUUGUGGUUUGUACGAUCAGAACUGGAACCUUCUACUAAAAUGGAUAUAUCCUGCAGGCAUGCAUGGAACAAGGCAGCCCAUCAAGGCUCCAGGACACUGGGUCUGGGAGACAUCGGAGGCUCACCUGUUUUAGGGUUAGAAUUGCCUCAUGUAUUUCCCUUUCCAGACUUCACAGACUAGCCCCCAACCUCUGGCAUGGCCAGCAUGGCCUUCUCAAAACAGUAAUAAAUCCUCUGUGGCUAUGGGUGGCUGGGUCUGGACAGCUGCCCCAGGGUGUGUGUGUGUGUGUGUGUGUGUGUGUGUGUGUGUGUGUGUGUGUGUGUGUGUGAUUUCCAGAGGACCCCCUGGCAAGCUGACAAUCAGCCUCCCCCUAUGGUCCAGCAUGCCCCCUAGGUAGAAACAGCUCACCUAAGGUCCCAAACUCCUAGAAAUCCAUCUUUACCCCACCCUGGGGAGGAAGGUGCUCUUGAUAUGACUAUGUGAACCUCCCCUGUGUGCUUUUGGGUGUCGUGAAAGGCUGAGGUGAAGAGAUUGACCAAAGGGCCAGGCUCUCCCAGUCAGAGCAGGUGGGCAGGCGGUAGGGCAAGGCAGUUGCUGUAACCUGCCUGAUAAGGUGCCUAGGACCACGCCUCCCCUUCCUGUGGCCUGCCUGCAAACCCAGCCUUCCUACCCCCACUCUUUGCCUGUCUGGGACCCAUUUGCUCAGAAAGUGUACGUGAGCCCUGGUGAGGUGUUAUGGAACAGAGUUGGCCGUAAGGACUCAGGGAAGAAGUUCUGGGGCCUAGGUAGAGAAGCAGGUGGUUUACCCUGGGCUAGGGUGGCCAGAACUCACUUAGGGUCUAUCAGUGGCCAUCACUCUGUAGCAGGAGGGCUCUGAGCCUGCACCCACAUUCCAUCUCCCUGCUCAAUCACCCACCUGGCCCAGAGAAAUAGGAGAGACAUGCUGGUCUUCAUCUAGACGGGGCUACAACCUUCAAGCCCAUGCUCGAAGAGCUGCCACCUCGGGGGGGGGGGGGGGGCUGGGGAAAGCCACCUGACCCAUAUUUGGGUUGGGGUAUUUACUCUCUUGUGCGUCUGCAGCAUGGAAACACAUUUUCAGUCUCUCAGCGUGUGUAUGUUGGGGGGGUUCCCCCACAUGUAUAGGCAGAUACUUCAGCCCAGCCUUUUGCUAGCAUCUAAAGAUGCCAGGCCCUGAGACUGGUACUUGGCUCAGGAGGAUUUGUGUGCUGUGAGAUAUCAUCAAUAAAAGCCACCUGCACACCUGGAA
This is a messenger RNA of Peromyscus californicus insignis, 6128 nucleotides long. It is a transcript of the gene Kcnt1, whose product is annotated as potassium sodium-activated channel subfamily T member 1. The transcript has 31 exons. Bases 140 to 3775 code for a protein of 1211 amino acids. Gene Ontology annotation, cellular component: membrane. Gene Ontology annotation, biological process: potassium ion transport. Gene Ontology annotation, molecular function: intracellular sodium-activated potassium channel activity. Lineage: Eukaryota; Metazoa; Chordata; Mammalia; Rodentia; Cricetidae. The record is from RefSeq and is a predicted model, not a curated record.